UGAUCCUUGGCGACGUUUAAAACGUCAACGCCACACCUUUUUGUUUAUAGGUGGAUGAAUAAUAUUUUGGGUGUUUACUUGGAUUUAUUAAUCUUUUCAAACUCGAAAUCAUGCCCUACGGUAAAAAAUCACCCACCACUGGAACUCCGUCCGUUUAUUCGCACGUAACUACAAGAAGCAGCGCAAAUUUAAGAGGUUCAAGAAGUUUAAAAUCCCUAAAAAUACCAUGGUACCAGAGGCCUUUGGUACAGGAUGCUCUGUUUCUGGACGUACAGAGAUCUUCUUUGAUCACGGCAGUCUUUUCUUUGCUGCUGUCCAUAUUCACAGUGAUAACUGCUGUUUUUGAUGUCUACUGUUAUUCUAUGGCUGCCCCUGGUUCUACACACUACGGCUAUUAUGUAAUUUCAUAUCAAUUUGUAUAUGUUGGAUCUAGACAUGUGAGAAAUACCUUAGUUAUGUUUGCCGUUUUUUCUAUCUUGCUUGCUCUGGCAGUCUUUGUGACAAGCAUAAUUCUGAUAAAUGCACUCCGGAAGGAACACGAAAACAAGAUGGUGCCUUGGCUGUAUGUUUUUGCAGCAUUUACAAUAUUCAGACUGUUGGGCUACUUAUUUUUCUCCAUAGUCAAUGACAUGAUAUUUGCAUAUAAUAUCCUGAUGUGUCUGCUGUGGACAAUCUUUCUUGUAUUCAGCAUCUAUGGAUGGGUCCUAGUAUAUUCUUUAUAUGUUGAACUGUCCGACUUAACCAAGCUUGAAGAUCUAGCACAUCUGAGGAUUGGCACUUUGCAGUCCCUGAACGCUUCAACAGCCCCAUCCCUCGCAGGGUCACGUCCCACCACCCCACACAGCACAGUUUCGACGAUGCCAGUCUAGUAGAGAUUCCCCUGAGCCCAUCACUGCCAGCAACAUCUCUACCAAGUACUAGUGGUACCCAACAGGUGCUCAGAAGCCCAGUCAUUUCUACCAUUUACUAGCUGCUAUCAAAAAUAUUUACAGUCUCUCUUUAUAAAGAUUGCAUUACUACCCGAGUAUGCAAGUUUUAUAGUAAAGUCCUUGUGCCAUAUAUUUAAUAUAUGGUUUUGUUUGGAAGGCAUAUCAGUAUAGAUGUUCUGUACCUAUUUAGCUAGUAUCAUUUUUAUAUGUACAAAAUUUUUACCUUAUCAAAGAUCAUUUAGUGCCUAAGCGCAGUUUUAAACAUUUGAUUUUAUUGUUAUACUAUUUUAUGAAUAAGAUUCUAUACUCUAAAAAUAAUUACCGUUUAAAAAGUCUCUAAGUGCUGAAACACAUUUUUAAUGUAUUAUUGCAUUGUUAUAUUAAGAAAACUGUAUUUUUAUGUACAAUUUUAUUAGAUCUGAACUUUGUUGUAUGUAACAUGUCCGUCC
Acanthoscelides obtectus is the source of this 1378-nucleotide messenger RNA. The record is from the annotation of a GenBank genome assembly. Lineage: Eukaryota; Metazoa; Arthropoda; Insecta; Coleoptera; Chrysomelidae.